Molecule: messenger RNA, 1041 nt
Organism: Plasmodium coatneyi
Lineage: Eukaryota; Apicomplexa; Aconoidasida; Haemosporida; Plasmodiidae
Product: SICA antigen
Exons: 2
Coding region: 1-1041 (346 amino acids)
Source: RefSeq, a predicted model, not a curated record
AUGGCCUGGUAUUUAGCUGUUUUACGGUGUAGGGACAACAAUGUAACCUGGUAUUUAGCUGUUUUACGGUGUAAGGACAACAAUUAUUUUUUCCUCGGUAAAACAAGAAAACGUCACAGAAGAUCUCAUCAAGUACGUGGUCCUCCAACUUUGGAAGAACAACCUCUUGAUCAUGUGGAUGACCAGGAUGAUGGUCCACUUGAAUAUACUUUAGUAAAGGAACGAAAACAACCAAGAUCAACACCACAAAGAAGAAGACAAAAACGUGGUGGUGGCCGUGUUGAUCGACGCACUAUUAUUGAUAUUCAUUUAGAAGUAUUAAACGAAUGUCAAAAAGGGGACCUGCAUUCUACGAAGGAAGACUUCCUUAAAAUCAUUGUGGAGGAAUUUAUGGGAAGUGAAUUUAUAAAGGAGAAAAACGUUUCUAAUGUUAAUGUUCCAAAUGAAGAGGUUCCAAGUUCAGAUUCCGAGUUCGAGGUUCCACGUUUAGGUUUGAGGGAGGAAGACUUUGUUCCUAAGGAACAGGUUCCAAGUUCACAUUCUGGGUUUAGGGAAGAAGAUUUUGUUCCUAAGGAAGAGAUUCCUAAGAAAUGUGUUCCUAAGGAACAGGUUCCAAGUUCAGAUUCCGGGUUUAGGCAGGAACACUUUAUUCCUAAAGAAAAGGUUCUUGAGGAACAGGUUCCCAGGAUUGAUGUUCCUAAGGGAGGUGUACUUAUGGAACAGGUUCCAAGUUCAGAUUCCGGGUUUAGGAACGAAGACUUUGUUCCUACAGAAGAUGUUCCUAAGAAAUGUGUUCCUAAGGAACAGAUUCCAAGUUCAGGUUUAGGGUUUAGGGAGGAAAACUUCGUUCCUGAGGAACAGGUUCAAUGUUCAGAUUCCGGGUUUAGGGUGGAACACUUUGUUCCUAUGGAACAGGUUCAACGUUCAGAUUUCGGGUUUAGGGAGGAAGACUUUGUUCCUAAGGUUGAUGUUCCUAAGGAAGAUAUUCCUAAGGAAGGUGUUCCUAUGGAACAGGUUCCAAGUUCAGAUUCUAGGUUUUAG